Molecule: messenger RNA, 1554 nt
Organism: Vicia villosa (hairy vetch)
Lineage: Eukaryota; Viridiplantae; Streptophyta; Magnoliopsida; Fabales; Fabaceae
Product: F-box protein FBW2
Exons: 3
Coding region: 377-1321 (314 amino acids)
Source: RefSeq, a predicted model, not a curated record
CAUUUCUAUUAUAUUUUUCACCUAUACACACACAAGUACUAUACAACUAGUAUAUCUAUCUAUACAAAUACAAUCAACUACUAUUCUGACCGUGUACCCUCAUACAUAGUACUACCUUUGCUAUGCUACCUUGUCUUUACUCUUGUUCUUGUUCCUAAAACUGGUCUGGUUGUUGCAUUCAUUCAGAGUGUUAGGUGGAUAGAUAGAUAGAUAGAUAGAAAGAAAGAAUCUCUCUUCUUCUUAUCUCUUUCCUCCUUCCAUAAUUCACUUCAACAACGAAGAAACACUCUCUGUCUGUGAUGGAUCUUAAUUAUGUUUGAAUUCUUAUCAAAGUGCAAAAAAUUGAAUCUUUUUUUGAAACCAUAGAUUGGAUUUGAUGGGUGAAGUAUGUGAAUUUCGAAGCUGGGAUGAAUUGAUUCCUGAUGCAUUAGGGGUGAUCUUCACAAAUCUUUCUCUACAAGAGAGAGUGACAGUGAUUCCAAGGGUAUGCAAAUCAUGGGCUAGAGCAGUUUCUGGACCUUAUUGUUGGCAAGAGAUAGACAUUGAGGAAUGGAGUAAUCACUGUCAACCUGACAAACUUGACCAAAUGCUUCAUAUGCUUAUCAAUAAAAGUUGUGGAUCUCUCAGAAAGCUGUGUGUUUCUGGUCUUCAAUCUGAGUCCAUUUUCACUUUCAUUGCUGAAAAUGCUGGAUCUCUUAGGAGUUUAAGGCUGCCGAGGAGUAAUAUGAGUGAUUUGGUUGUGGAACAAAUUGCUGGAAAAUUUUCCAUGAUAACUUUCUUGGAUGUGAGCUAUUGUAUCAAAAUCGGCGCGUCUGCUAUUGAAAUGAUUGGCAUGAACUGCAAAAUGCUAGAAGGGUUGUGCAGGAACAUGCAUCCGUUGGAUACCGCAGACAAGCCGCUACAAGACGACGAGGCAUACGCGAUUGCAGCCACAAUGCCUAAGCUCAAGCAUCUAGAAAUGGCUUAUCAAAGGAUCAGCACUUUGGGGGUUGUUCGGAUAUUUUCGAGCUGUCCUAAGCUUGAGUUUUUGGAUCUGCGAGGGUGUUGGAGUGUUAACCUUGAUAAUAACGUGUCUGCGAAGCAGGGUUUUCCGAAACUUAGAGUUUUGGGGCCUUAUGUUCUUGGUGCCUAUGAGAUUGAUGAUUGGGAUGAUGAUUACUCCGAUGUUUCGGAUGACUUUGCUUGGAAUUUUGAAGAUGGUAAUGAUUACUAUGUUGAUUAUGAUAGUGAUGGUUAUGAAGGGAGAAUAGAAGAUGAACUUGAGUUUGGAUUUUAUGAAGGGAUAGAAGAUGCUGCAAUGUAUUGGCCUCCAUCUCCAUAAUUUGAAUGUGUUUAUAUUUCACUAAUUAUUAAUACCUCUUGCGAUUUAUUAUAAGAAAAAAUUCACUUUUUAAAUACAUUCAAUAAUCAAUGGAUUUGAAUCUAGAUAUAUUCAGAUAUAUUGAUUAUUGAAUGUAUUUAAAAGAUGAACUUUUUCUUUAUAAUAAUGAAUAGAAGGAAAUAUUAAUUGUAUGGUUUUUCUAUUGUGUAACUAAUGUUUCAACUUGACUUUUA